AGUUCGUUGUUGUUGACUGUUGUUGUUAUUGCUGUCGUCAUGAGAACCGUGAUAACGUUGACGCAUAAAGAACAUUCUAGUCUUCAUGCGUUAACGGCACAACGUGACGUCAUUGUUAGCGCCAGCGCAGGCUGCGUGACACUGAUAAAGCCGUGAUUCAGCACAUUGAUGAUAAUGACUAUGCACACCUGUGUACUGGGAUUGUGCGAAUUGCGCGUAUUGGCGUAAAUACGUCUCUCCGUUCUUGUCAAUGGUCGGCAGUCUCCUUCCCUAAUUCUGUAGCUAGUCAUCAGUCACGAGAACUGGGAAAGUGGGAAUGUUCCGUUGAUACAAAACGCGCAACAUAAUCACUGUACAGUCGCACAGAUUUACCUUAGAAACACGGAAGCCUGGUUCGGAGUUCCUUGUUUGACGAGUUUCUUUGUUUUUCACUUGCACCUUUUCCACUUGUACCGUCAUGGAAUUCCCAAACUUGGGUCAAAACUGCAGCAAAGAGACGUGCAAACGUUUUGAUUUCCUGCCAGUUAAAUGUGAUGCCUGUUCAGGUAUAUUUUGUUCUGAUCACAUGAGCUACAGCAGUCAUCAAUGUCAAUCUGCAUACAAGAAAAAUGUUCAAGUUCCCAUGUGUCCUUUGUGCAACAAACCAGUACCAGUACCACGAGGACAAGAACCAGAUUUUACUGUUGGGCAACACAUUGACAAUGACUGUCGGUUUACUGAGGGUAGAAAGGUGUUCACAAAUAGAUGCAUGGUAACAAAAUGUCGAGGCAAAGAAGCUGUGCCUUUGGUAUGCAGUGAAUGUCGUCAAAAUCAUUGUUUUAAACAUCGUCAUCCUUUAGAUCAUAGUUGCACCGGUAGUGCAAAAUCUGCUCAAAGGAAAGUGACGGAUGUUAAAAAUAUUUUUGGAACCAAUGGAAUUAUAAAAAAAGCUUUCACUGCAACUGCAAUACAGGGAAAUAUGAGUGAAGAUGAAGCAUUAGCUAGAGCAUUAGCUGAGUCUGAACGUUUGACAAACGAAAAUACUACUAAUCCUCAAGCAAGAUGUUGUGUUGCCUAAAAUUAUUUAUUAUUGUUAAAAUCAAGCACAAAUUUAUCAUGUUUUAAUAAUACUUUUAAGAGAUUAUUAUACAUUCCAUGAAUUUCUUUUAUGUAUUAUGAUGAAAUAUUUUAUUUGUAUGUUAAUUGUGAUUGUAUAUUUUAAGCAAUAACAUUUAAAAUUGACCCACUCCAUAAAAUUAAAUAUAACCUGAACUCUGGAGAAAAAAACUAUCCGUCCUCGUUGGUGUUCAUAUUUGAGUUUUAAAUUUACCAUAACAUAAUAAAAUUAAUAAACUUGUUACUUUAUUUAUGUAUACAACUUUUAACAAUUGAAAAUUUUAUUUUAUUCUACAUGAUGCUUUAUUCUAAUGGUGACUUUUAUAGUUUAUUUUUUUUUCACAAAUAAUAAACUGGUAUUUAAAUUGCA
Messenger RNA from Myzus persicae (green peach aphid), 1465 nucleotides. RefSeq names its product AN1-type zinc finger protein 2A. The record is from RefSeq and is a predicted model, not a curated record. Gene Ontology annotation, cellular component: endoplasmic reticulum; cytoplasm. Lineage: Eukaryota; Metazoa; Arthropoda; Insecta; Hemiptera; Aphididae. The coding region runs from base 458 to 1057 and encodes 199 amino acids. The transcript has 6 exons. Gene Ontology annotation, molecular function: zinc ion binding. Gene Ontology annotation, biological process: proteasome-mediated ubiquitin-dependent protein catabolic process; protein targeting to ER.